This is a messenger RNA of Rhipicephalus sanguineus (brown dog tick), 1322 nucleotides long. RefSeq lists its product as uncharacterized. The transcript is spliced from 2 exons. The record is from RefSeq and is a predicted model, not a curated record. Lineage: Eukaryota; Metazoa; Arthropoda; Arachnida; Ixodida; Ixodidae. Bases 635 to 1210 code for a protein of 191 amino acids.
CGGGCCACCCCCAAAAAGCGGCAAAGCAAGCGCCGGCUGGCUUUCUCCACUCGCUGUGCAGACACGCGCCGCGCGCCAGCAUGGGCCACAAGAGCGUCUCUCUUCUUGGGCUCAUCUGUGCAUGCUGCCUGGUGACUGCGGAUGACUUUGCCUGGGUGACCCACGAGCCGUUCGCCACGGAGAACCUGGUGUCUAUCGCGCCUUCGGGACCACAGCAAGUCACCGCCGUGGCCCCCUGGCCGCAGCAGUGGCAUUCGCCUCCGAUGCAGCAGCAACAGCAGCAGCAGCAGCAACACUUCAAUCCAGGAAGAAUGCUGUUUCAUUCUUCCGGACCCUGGAACAAUCAUGGCGGAGGUGGAGGAGGCGGAACGAACGACAUCGCCACGGUUCACCUCCAAGGUCCAGGGCCAAGCUCGUGGCAAGGGGGCAACGCUCCUUGGCAGAGCAACAGCGUCGCGUUCCCCCCUUGGCAGAUGCAGCAGCACCAACAGCAGUCUCAAAACCACCAUCAUAACCACGGUGGCCACCCGGUGACUUAUCGCUCCCGUGGUCCACUCAGCAGCCGGGUCACAUCGCCACCUUCACGUCUCUGUCAAGCCCUCCGGCUCAGCACCCACCCAACCCGUGGCAGAACAUGGCUCCAAUGAGCGGUGCUCCCUGGCAGUACCAGCAGAAUCAGAACAACCAUAACAACCACCAUAACAACAACAACAAUAACAACCAUCCUCAUCCACCCCAUCAACAGCAGCAGCAACAUCAGCAACAGCAGUCUAACCAGCAGCAUCAUUCGCAACAACAGCAGCAGCCGCCGCCCCCGGAGCCGUCGCUGCCGCGGACUCAAGUGAAACUCAUCUACGUACCAAUACCCAUCGUGAGGUCCGUGACGCAGCAGGCCGUGUCGCCGCAGCAGGGACAGUGGCAGCAGCAAGGUGGCAGUAGUAGCGGUGGUGGCGGCAGUGGCGGGGCUUCUGUCCAGGUCAUCUGGCCGCAGCAACAGCAGCAGGGUGGCUCGCAGAGCGCGUGGCAACCGGGGGUAAAGACCAGGGCUUUCUCGGUGCCAGCUAAGACGAUGGGCAGCGCGGGCGCUGUUAUACCGAUCGUCAUCUCGCUCCAGACCACGAGCUCGCGGGGGUCGUCCCCAUCAAAGUCCGAGUACUCUCCUCGGGUGGCUACCUCUCGUUCGGACUCACCCAGAAGUGCAUGGUGGUGAUUAACUGUUUCUUUGCAGAGUGUCACAAAUGCGGUUGAUAGCCAUCGAGAGGCUCGAAAUCAAGGUGCUUCUUAAGGGAAGGUCGGCCGCUGAUAAGUGCUAAUGGCCCACG